Capronia coronata CBS 617.96 is the source of this 1623-nucleotide messenger RNA. RefSeq lists its product as uncharacterized. The transcript has a single exon. The coding region runs from base 1 to 1623 and encodes 540 amino acids. Lineage: Eukaryota; Fungi; Ascomycota; Eurotiomycetes; Chaetothyriales; Herpotrichiellaceae. The record is from RefSeq and is a predicted model, not a curated record.
AUGUCCGAAUGGGACCGAAAGACCGAAGAAUGGAUACCAGCCAGAGAGAUCGAGGCCAGAAAUGCCCGUCUCAAAGCACAGCAUACCUCCGGCGUUCCAGAGUCACCAAACUCGCAUGAAGAGGAUGACAACGAAGAUGACAAUGACGACCUGUUCGAUGCCGACGGCAUGCCCACGAAGCGGAGAAGAACAAACCUCGGUCCGCCAGAAAGAGUUUUGGAAAUCAAGAAAUGGACACCCAUUGAUCCAGCCAUUGCCGAAACUCUACCCGAACCAAAAUACCUUGCUGAUCGUCGACCUGGCAUGGAAAGCCUCUACGGAGGAGCAUACAAAGCCACAAAUGGUUUUGGAACGUUGGGAAUCAACGCUGGCAUCAUGUCGGCUGCUGUCGGCUUUGACUUGGGAGACGGCUCAGGCUUAGGAAAUGCUUCAGGCGUACUAGGCUCUACAAGCACGGCACCUGAACCUGCACCUGCCCCCGUCCGACGGAACAUGCCUCCGAGGCGCAAGAAGAAGAAGCUCGGCGGUCCAGGACGAAGAAAGGCCAAUCCGACACCUGCUGGAGAGAACAACCCUGCCAUAGCAACAGGAGAUAUCACGAUGACUCAUACAUCUGAGGGAGACAACACUCAGUCGGCUACACACACUGGUGAAACAGACACACAUUCACAAGGGGAAGCGGAUGGAUCAGGAAGCGAGAGCGAAGGCGAGGGCAGCGAGGAAGGCGAAAUUGAGGAUGCUGCAAAAGCACAUUCUGAUGCCACCGCACACACUGCAGAUCUGCAAGCAGACAUUCAAGCAGCACAAACCGGAACUACAGGCACUGCAGCACACUCAGAUGUUACGGCACCAAGCACAGCAGACACCGAGAUGCACGAGGCCACAUCUGCUGAUUUAUCUUCAACUCUCGAAACCAGUCAAGCACCGACCGCUAGACAACAAGCGGCGGAGGAUGUGGCGAUGUCUGAGUACACUCACAUCAAACCACAGCCAGACUCAGCAGAGCCCUCGACAGUCAACGCUGCAGAAACAGAGACCGCAUUUUCGGGUCUAACUGUCUCGGAUGUAGUUCAAGCAGAUGCAAAUGCAAAUGCAAACGCACCAAACAAUCCAGCAACGACUGUUGAACCUCAACUUGAACCCGAACUUGAGGCACCAGCACUGGACCAGAAUCCGCAGGCCACAGCGGUUGCACAAUCUACCAGCAAUGGAGAAGCACCAACUCUCGAACAGAACCCGCAGGCCACAGCGGUUAGCGAACCAACCACUGAAGACGUCAAAACUGAAGACGAGGUUGCCGCCACGUUCGAACAGGUCGAUGAGCAGACAACAGCUCAAGACCAGAAUCAAACCGAACCCACUGAGUCAGUCAUAGUCACAGGCACAGAUACUGAUAUGAACGAUGCUCAGCCCACGGGUCCGGCACAGCCAGAGCAGGAAGCAGCACAAGCUCCAGCACCAACACCAAUGCAGGUUCAGACGCAACCAGGCGAAGAACAAGAGCACCCACAGCAAGAUGCUGAUGCUGAUGCUGCACCAGAGCAAGCACAGGAUACUGCUGGAGAGGUUGAUCUGCUUGGGGGUUUGGAAGCUGCUGUCGAGAAGGAGCACAGAGCGUUGUAG